CCAGGACAUGACAGCUUUGGUAAAAUAAGCCCUUUCGAUUUAAUUUCUGCGAUUUUGUAACUGAAAGUAAUUAUGGUAACUACAUAAAUGCAGCUUUAUAUACACAAUGUUUUAUAUCACUAUUUAUUCCGUUGAAAACGUUUGACGCUUGUUUAUUUGCAAUCCAUGGGUUGUCAAAUUUGAAACAAAUUACAACUCCCAAAGAAGGAACUGUCAGUGUUAUCUCCGGGGCAGCUAGGCCGCCGGCAUCCCAGAAAUUCCCACCGGUUUUCGCCUGGAGCUGACCUGGCACCGUUCAAUAAGCACAGAGCUCCACACGGACCAAGAGCACAGCAUCCGAUUGUACUUUAUAUGAAAGUUUAGGGGCAUUGCCGCCGUGGAUUGAAGUUUGAAAUCCAGAAGCAGCGAUCGGAUCAGUUGUUUCUGGUACGAAACUCUUCCGGAGACCGGACUUGGGGGACCAGCAGCUAUUGGAGACACUGGAGUGUGAGAAUCUGAGGUUAAACCCUGCCGUCGGUUCGAGUCUGAACCCGAAACGUGCAGGUUGAAUGUGACAGGCACAGCCCGUCUCCGAUCCCAACACGCCGCCUGUCUCCGCCUGGAGCUCACUGACACUCGGAACCCCCUCACACCAGCAGCGCUGGGGGCCUGUCCUCAACAACCUUGGAAGGGAGCGCACCGCCACUCCUUUUCGGGAGAAUCUGUAACACUGGAUAUUAAACUAUGUAACCAGAUAACAAGAAUUUAAAUCCUAAAAGAAAGGAGACUGCUACAUCGCCGCAACAAUGUUUCUGAUUUGACGCGUCUCCCCCUCCCUCCGAGGACGAUGGUAGCAGUCGAGCGGAAGUCCCCGAAUCAGUCAGUCGCUGCGAGGAGCUACAGGAAGAAAGUUGGACACAUUAUUGCUGAGUGAAAAGUCUCUUGUUCAAUCAGGCAUUGGGAGAUGAGGCGUAGGCAAAAGAGGCUUCUUCAGGCGGCCGGCUUGAUCAUCCUCACUGUGGUGUUCGUGCCAAACAUUGGGCUUUGGUCUCUUUAUAAAGGGAAGCAGCUAGUGAGCCCAGCUGAAGCGGUACAGGGUUUACCAAUCAAACCAAGACAAAAUGCCAUUUUCACUGGAAAAAUGUUAAGGAAGAAAGAUUGGCAUGACAAUGAAGCAAUCCAAGCAGAUGCAGCAAGAUCUGGAUUUGGAGAACAAGGGGAACCUGUCCCAAUGUCUGAUGAAGAUCGAACUGAUGAAGCAUAUAGUGAAAAUGGUUUCAAUAUCUACGUGAGUAAUAAAAUCUCUCUGAAUCGGAGCCUCCCAGACAUUCGCCAUCCAAACUGCAAGAAGAAAUUGUAUCUGGAGAAACUUCCAAAUACCAGUGUCAUUAUACCAUUCCACAAUGAAGGCUGGUCCUCGCUCCUUCGAACUGUGCACAGUGUCCUUAAUCGCUCACCACCAGAGCUUGUUGCAGAAAUCAUACUUGUAGAUGACUUCAGUGAUAGAGAACAUUUGAAAAAGCGGCUGGAGGAAUAUAUGGCACAGUUUCCAAAGGUCAGGAUUAUGCGAACUAGGAAGCGAGAGGGUUUAAUUCGAACACGACUACUGGGAGCCUCAGUGGCAACUGCAGAUGUCUUAACUUUCUUGGAUUCUCACUGUGAAGCCAAUGUGAAUUGGCUGCCCCCAUUGCUCGAUAGAAUUGCUCAAAACCGCAAAACAAUUGUGUGUCCUAUGAUCGACGUUAUUAACAAUGACCAUUUUGGAUAUAAUACUCAGGCUGGUGAUGCCAUGAGAGGAGCAUUUGACUGGGAAAUGUAUUAUAAACGUAUCCCAAUUCCUCCAGAACUACGCAAACCUGAUCCAAGUGACCCCUUUGAAUCACCUGUCAUGGCUGGUGGGUUGUUUGCUGUUGACAGAAAAUGGUUCUGGGAACUGGGUGGAUAUGACUCGGGUUUGGAUAUUUGGGGUGGAGAACAGUAUGAAAUAUCAUUCAAGGUGUGGAUGUGCGGUGGACGGAUGGAAGAUGUUCCUUGCUCCAGGGUAGGACAUAUCUACAGAAAGUAUGUCCCCUACACCUUUCCAGGUGGAGGUGGCUUGCCUAGAAAUUUGAAGAGAGUUGCUGAAGUUUGGAUGGAUGAAUAUGCUGAGUACCUCUAUCAGCGAAGACCAGAAUUCAGACACGUAUCUGCUGGUGAUAUGAAUCUACAGAAAGAACUGCGGAAUUCCCUUAAUUGCAAAAGCUUUAAGUGGUUCAUGACUGAAGUGGCAUGGGAUUUGCCAAAAUACUAUCCACCAAUAGAACCUCCGGCCAGUGCCUGGGGAGAGAUUCGUAAUGUUGGUACUGGUCUAUGUGUGGAUAGUAAACAUGGGUCUUCUGGCUCACAGCUGAAACUCGAUGUAUGUAUCAAAGAUGGUGAAGAUGAACCUUGGUCUCAUGAACAGAUAUUCACAUUGGGUUGGCGAGAAGAUAUUCGUCCUGGAGAUUUCUUGCAUGUUAGAAAAUAUUGUUUUGACGCAAUUUCACAAAACAGCCAAGUAACACUUUUUGACUGUCAUGGAAUGAGAGGAAACCAACUGUGGAAGUAUAAAAAGGGCAAGAUUUUGUACCAUCCAGUCAGUAAUAGCUGUAUGGACUGCAGUGCAAAAGACAAAAACAUUUUUAUGAACAUCUGUAAUCCUUCGUCUCCCACACAACAAUGGAUAUUUGAAAAUAUAAAUGCGACAGUCUUGGAAAAAAUGAACAUCAAAGAUUUGUAAUGAUUUUUAUUUAAAACACUAUAUACGUCAUUCAUUUUUUAUUAAGGAUAUUUUUAAGGGGUUUUUAUAGUUAAAUCUUUUUUUAUAAUAAUGGCUUUUUGGAAGGUUUAAUCUCAGGAAAGAAUAAGUAGAGGCAGGUAUUUAUUAAUGGUGAUAUCAGACACACUUGCUGUGGAUGAGUGCUUGUAUGAUGAAAUAUCAAAACUUGAGACAAUUUCUAGUGCCUUGCAAGUGAAAAGCAGAGCAUGUACUUUUGACAGUGGUUCAGAUCACACUCUCGCAAUUAGCUGCCUCAUUAUUUAGUGAUUUAUUUUUUCAAUUGAGUAAAGCAAGUUAUAAUUUUGCAAAAUUAGUGCAAGCAGUUACAUAAAUUAAUUGACAUUUUAUCAUUUAAAAGAAACCUUUGGUGUGGAAACUAAUUAAAAUUGAUUGCAAAUGUUUUCUAAACAGAUGAAAAAGCUAUUUAAUUUUACCAGUACAAUGUGGUAUGCUGUGAUUUCAAAAAUCAGUUGAUAAUAUACCAUUAUUAGUUUAUCCACAACUUAAUUUAUUUACUCUAAUUCGAGAUACUUUUGGAAGAGCACUAUUGACAUUAAUUGGAAUGAUAUAAAAUGUCCUAUGGUGCCUACUUGAUUAUAUAUUUUCUGGUAGCGGGGCUUCAAAUCAAAUCCAUAAUAUUGGUAUCUACAUGUAAUUAAUAUAAUAUUGGGGUUUGAAGUUUGCUUAAUUCCUUUUCCUUUGCACUUUAAAAUGUUUUUUUUUAUGUUACCAACCUUAAAGGUAGAAAUUACAAUAAUUAAAGGUACGUAAGAAUCUUUUUUCAAUGCCAGUGACAAAAUUUCAUUAAUCCCAGAGAGAUAUUGCAUAGCUGUCUUGUUUAGCUGUCACUGGACAAAAUUUAAGCACAACUUUGCAUUCUUUUCAAGAUAAUACUGAUUAGCAAUGGAGAACCUUUUAAGCUUAUGCAGAAGAUGAUUGCUAACUACCAUUCAAGGUCAGGUGUGUCAUAGGAUGUCAGGGGAAGUGCUAUAGGAAUAACAUAGCCUAUGAAUGGACCUAUAUUUUCUAUUGUUAAUCAUUUUAGGGAAAAUAUUUCUAUUGAGAGCAUAAUUAUGAUUGAAUUCAUAACUCCUUAUAAAAUUUUUAUGGGUUUCUCCAAAGAAGAAAUACUCUUUUCAUAAGUAAGUGGAAAUUAAAAAAAGAUACUGCAGAUGCUGGAAAUCUAAAACAAAAAACAAAAUGCUGGAAGUACUCAGCAGGUCAGGCCACAUCUGAAGGAAGAGAAACAGAGUCAACAUUUCGGGUCGGAGACCCUUUGUCAGAACUGAUGAAGUAGUGACGAAGGGUCUCUUACCUGAAAUUUUGACUCUAUUUCUCUUUCCACAGAUGCAGCCUAACCUGCUGGGCACUUCCAACAUUUUUUGUUUCUGCUUUACUCUUUUCAUACAUGGAAACAUUAUGCACUAGAUGGUAUUUAAUAGAAAAGAAACAGACAAUUUGAUCCUAUUUACCUGUGCCCAUACUUCAACAGAUGAACCUCCUCCCAUCAUAUUUCUCAUUGCCAUAACAAGAUGGCUUUUUAUUUAAUUCUCCCACACAUUCAUAUUCAGAAAUGUAGCAAUGUUUUCCUACCCUUGAUAUAGGUAGCACUUUUUUUUAUGAUUUGUGCACUGGCUGUUGUGUUUAUUGUCAAGUCCAGCAUUUAUUAUUUGCCCCCAAUUGCAACUGAGGUGAUGAACCACAGCCUUUAAUUGCUUAAGUAUUUAGUGAAGCUCCUCUCACAUUGCUGUUAGUUAAGGAUUUUUGACUCCUAAACUCUCUUUAUUAUUCUAAACUCCUUUUAUGGCACCUAAUUUUGGAGUUCCCUACCAGCAGAAUCUGUUUUUUUCAACAGUUGAUUCUGGCAUAGGGGUACGUGUCUAAAAGUUAAUUGGUAAGCAAUCAUGCUCUAAUCUUGGCUUUUAUAAAUAUUACUGGUUUGUAUAUUGUUCAUAAAUAUAGUUUUACGUAAGCAGAAUGUGAAUAUAAGCUUUUAGUCCAAUGUGGGGUGGAAUGCUUUACUGAGAAAUCCAGAAUUCGGUCAUUUCAUGUAUCAGAUACACAUGUAAAAUUCCUGUUAUGUACAUAUAGAGACCCACAAUCUUGUAUAGUUAUUAAGAGAAUAUGUAAAUAUGGCCGUUUUACCUCAAUGUAUAUUUGAAACGUACUGUUCAUAAGGGCACCCAUAAUACAUUGCGUCAGCUACAGAAAUAUGUUCUGCAGAAGUAACUUGUUCAAACAAGUUUUUUUUUAGUUCAACAGAAACACCUAUUCUUGACUUGGGUGUUUGCUGGUUCUAAAACAGGUUAUCUAAAAUUAUUUUUAAAAUACUUGUCCAUUUUGUCAUUUUGUUUUUGCUUUGUAAUCAUCUAGGGAAGGUGACACAGUUUGUAGCAUUAAAUGAAAUGUGAUGACUUA
Molecule: messenger RNA, 5194 nt
Organism: Pristis pectinata (smalltooth sawfish)
Lineage: Eukaryota; Metazoa; Chordata; Chondrichthyes; Rhinopristiformes; Pristidae
Product: polypeptide N-acetylgalactosaminyltransferase 10-like
Exons: 12
Coding region: 944-2737 (597 amino acids)
Cellular component (GO): Golgi apparatus
Source: RefSeq, a predicted model, not a curated record